AUGGCAGGAAGGAUCAAAUUAGACGGUUGUGGCUACGAUGUCACAACUUCUUCUCAACUCUGCAUUUCAACCAUCAAUUCCUAUUAUCAACAGGUUCUCAGCUACGGUAGAGAGAGGCGUGUGAUUAUGGAAUCAGUAACCCAUGAUAACUACUGUGUGUUAGCCAACACCUUAGCAGCUCAUUUUAUCUACUCCUCUGAUUCUUCUCGUGCUACCUCUUUACUUCACACCGCUGAGUCGCAUCUUGAACAUGCAACGUUGUACGAAAAACUAGUUUUCGAUGCCGUUAGUUAUUUGAUGUCCGGAGAUAGAGAUGAUGAUGUAGCUGUUGAGUUGCAUUCUAAGCUUUUAAAGGAGUUCCCAAGAGAUUUGGUUUCUCUAAAGAGAGCACAGGUCUUGUGCUUCUACAUGGGUCGGCCUGAUCUUUCUUUAUCCCUUGUUAAUCAGGUUCUACCUCAAAACGAAGGAGAAAGUUACAUAUAUGGCAUGCUUGCUUUUCCAUUAUUAGAGCUUGUACGAAUGAAAGACGCCGAGGUAGCUGCCAAAAGAGGAUUCGAAAUCAACAACCAAGACGGCUGGUCACAACAUGCUUUAUGUCAUGUUCUUCAGUACGAGUGUCGUUUUAGAGAAGCUGUUAAGUUCAUGGAAGAAUGUUCAUCAUCAUGGAGUUCUUACUCAUCCUUUAUGUUGACACACAAUUGGUGGCAUGUAGCACUUUGUUACUUAGAAGGCAAUGCUCCAAUGCAAAGCGUGCUCGAGGUAUAUGACAAUUAUAUAUGGAAGGAGUUAGACAAAACCGAUGCAGCGGCUCCUGAGGUUUACUUAAAUGCUGUGGCUCUGUUUCUGCGGAUUUGUGUACGUGAUGAAUUGGACUUUUUUGGUGAUAGGCUCGAGAAGCUUGCAGAUUGCCUAGCCAUUCAAGCAAACUGGUAUUUAGAGUGGCACCUUGAUGUAUUGACAGUUUGGGCUUUGGCAAAGACUGGACAAAUUGCUAAAUCAGAAGAUCUUCUUAAGGGCUUAAAAGACAGGAUUUUGAGGAUGACUAAAAAGAAGCAACAAAUAAUGCAGAAAGGAAUGAUGCUUGCAGAAGCACUCUUUGCAUAUGGAAGAGGUGACUACAGACAUGGACUGGAAGUACUUGGUCCUGAUUUUGAUGCCAAUGAUUGCAAGAUAAUUGGUGCAUCUGAUGAACAAGUUGAUGUAUUCAACGAAGUUUGGUACAUCAUGUUGCUGAACAGCGGAGACGCAAUGAAGGCAAUCGAAGUAAUAGAGAAGCAAAUCAAGAAGAGAGGCGGCACUGCUUUCUUAUGGCGUUUGCUGGAGAGAGGAUAUGAACUGGCAAAGAGACCAGAAGCUGAAAUUGCAAACGAGAAAGCCAAAGUUUUUGAAAGUGCUUAUUUUAAUUAA
This is a messenger RNA of Lathyrus sativus (Indian pea), 1407 nucleotides long. The record is from the annotation of a GenBank genome assembly. Lineage: Eukaryota; Viridiplantae; Streptophyta; Magnoliopsida; Fabales; Fabaceae.